This is a messenger RNA of Bombus impatiens (common eastern bumble bee), 1254 nucleotides long. Its product is annotated as venom protease-like. Gene Ontology annotation, molecular function: serine-type endopeptidase activity. The record is from RefSeq and is a predicted model, not a curated record. Lineage: Eukaryota; Metazoa; Arthropoda; Insecta; Hymenoptera; Apidae. Gene Ontology annotation, biological process: proteolysis.
AUCACGGUUCGUACAUCCUAUACAUCUAAACAAUUUUCAAACAUGAAAUUACACAGAAAUAUAUGUCGAUGAUAUUUGUCAUUCCUACGAUCUAUUUCGCAUGAUCGUGCUUCUUUCCUAAUGCAAAUUCAAUUUAUAAUACGAACUAAGUUUCCUUUAUUGUUGUCAGUUCCGCGUCUUUCUAAAUUGCCACAGUUUUUCGCUCUUUGUUGCAAAACAUUGAAUCAUAGUGUGAACCAAGUUUCUUUUAUUAGAUUCAUUGACCGUUAUCAGUCCUGCGUCUUUUCAGUUCGUCACUGUUUUAUUUUAGGACGAUGACUGGCUUCAAUAUACUGUUCGCAUGUUUGGGGUUAAUUGUCCUCCUGCAUCCAUCAGUUCAAGCGGGGCGCACUAAAGCAACCUCGGAUGUGCCCUUGCGUCCACCACACUGUGGUUUCAGCAACGUUACGCAUACCAGGGUGGUUGGUGGUAGACCAGCUAAACUUGGUGCUUGGCCAUGGAUCGCUGCAGUAGGAUUCCGUAAUUACUCAAACCCGCAUUGGGUAACACAAUGGCUGUGCGCAGAUACCCUAAUAUCGGCUAGGCAUGUUUUGACCGCAGCACAUUGUGCAGAUAACGAUGAUUUGUACGUGGUUCGUAUCGGGGAAAAUCUAAAACGAGAUGACGACGGAACGCACCCUAUUCAAAUAGAAGUCGAAUCUAAACUAAUACAUCCCGAUCAUUCUGCCGAGUCGAACAAUAAUGAUAUUGCUAUUCUUAAACUGAAGGACAAUGUUCCAUUUUCGGAGUACAUACAUCCCAUUUGUCUCCCCAUAGAGAAAUCCCUUCGAAAUAAAAACUUCGUGGGCUAUAACCCCUUCAUUGCUGGAUGGGGAGCAUUAAACUUUAAUGAAUCAUAUACUAACGCAUUAAUGGAACUGCAACUGCCAGUGGUUACCAACGCCGUAUGUGAGGAUUUUGACAUAACUAUCACCAAUAAAGAAAUAUGCGCCAGCGGAGACCCUCGAGGUGGAAAGGAUGCUUGUGGAGCUGACAGCGGAGGACCACUGAUGAUACCACAGCAAUUCACCUACUAUCAAAUAGGUGUUGUGUCAUCUGGUCAUAAAUGCGGCGUACCUGGUUAUCCGGGCAUUUACAUGAGAGUUACGUCGUACCUCGACGACUUCGUUAUCCCAGUGUUACAAAAUUAUUAGUAUCCCAUAAAUAUCAUUCUUCGUGCACGAAAAAUAAAGUUGGAAUGUAUUAUUGUGGAGA